GCAAGAACGCAAGUACGGACAAGUACGUGAGUCGGAGGUCGAUUAGCCGGGCUGCUGUGUUAAAGGCGGCUCGUGGCUCGAUUGUUCGUGCCUGUGUUUAGCAGCUGCUGCGUGGAUGUGAGCUCGUGUGUUCGCUGCUUGUUGACCCACUUUAACCUGGUGUAGUUUAGUUAGUUACCGGUGAAGUGGCCAUGAUGGCGGCCGACUCAGUGAAACUGUCCAGAAACCUGCUCCGGAUGAAGCUGCUGGACCAUGUGACCGUUCAGGGAUCAAUGAAUCUGAUCUCGUCAGGACAGUCACUGGUUGAUGUGUUGGUGGAUUCAUCCUUCAGGGACUCCAGAUGUGCAGCAAACCAACAAGUUCAAGUCAGAGUAGCUCCGAGCUGCUGGCUGAACCUGAUCAUCGAGGAGAGGAGUUUUGUUCCCUGUGAAGAUCUGAGGUUCGGUCGCGUUUCCUUCAAAGGCUUUAAUCCUGAAGUCGAGAAACUGAUGGUUCUGAUGAAUCCUAAAGAGGAAAAGGAGGAACGGGACGAAGAAGACGAGAGACGAAUGCAGACGGACGUCACCGAUGAAGAAAUGGCUUUAAGGUACGAGAGUUUGGUCGGCAGCAUGAAGAAGAAGUUUGCAAAGAAGCGCGAACGAGCAGCGAUGGACGAAGACGAGAACCAGAACGUCGUGGAAACGGAACCCAAGAGAGUUUUUCUGAAACCUCAGGACUGAACUUUGGAGACGUGUUUUAUGGAAAAGACUCAAAAACCUUUUUUAUGUCUUUGUUUGGAGAAACUGUUUGAGCAGCGGAUGUUUUAAACCACUGUGGAUGUUGUUGUUCGUCCUCAUGAGUGUCUGAUGCCGAACGUUAUGAACAAAUGUUUUACAGAAUCCAUUAAAUGAGCCGCUCAGAGGCUGUCAUUUUA
Messenger RNA from Stegastes partitus (bicolor damselfish), 913 nucleotides. RefSeq names its product M-phase phosphoprotein 6 (gene mphosph6). The record is from RefSeq and is a predicted model, not a curated record. The transcript has 5 exons. Lineage: Eukaryota; Metazoa; Chordata; Actinopteri; Pomacentridae. Bases 192 to 719 code for a protein of 175 amino acids. Gene Ontology annotation, biological process: maturation of 5.8S rRNA.